Molecule: messenger RNA, 560 nt
Organism: Diatraea saccharalis (sugarcane borer)
Lineage: Eukaryota; Metazoa; Arthropoda; Insecta; Lepidoptera; Crambidae
Source: the annotation of a GenBank genome assembly
CCAGGUACCCGGCAUUCUUAUCAGCGGUUGCUUAUACAAGCGUUUUGGUCGCAAGCCUACUAUCAUGGGUUUCUAUUUAGGAAGCGCUGUAUGCAGUGGCCUUUUGGUUAUACCAAAUGAAUGGUUCUACUUGAAGCUUAUCGCUAGUGCUAUGGCUAUUACUUGCUCAGUCGGAGCAUUUACAAUUAUGUACACGUUCACCUCAGAACUGUUCCCAACUUUAACAAGGAAUAUGGCGAUGGGUGCAUCUUCUACCGCAUCGAGAGUUGGCUCCAUGAUUGCACCGUUUGUGGUUGGCCUGAACCAGCUUCCUUGGCUACCACCAGUCGUAUUUGCAGUGAUACCACUGCUAGCAGCGGCGGUAUGUUGUUACCUCCCAGAAACGAAAGGUAUGAAGCUCAUGGACAGGAUGGAGAAUGAACAAUAGAAAAUGCAGCAAAAGUUUGCCUAAUGCAACAAAAUUACAAAAUACAGAAUAGGGAUGAUGACUGGGUAAAAAAAAUGCAAUUCUAUUUAGUCCGUCAGUCAGAUAAUAGAAAAAUAUUAGUUACGUAUUUUUU